AUGCCGGCAGCGCGCUCUCGCAAGGUGUUAGCGCAUGGGGAUAAACCUCUUGAGAUGCUGGCUGGUGUGACGGGGGACCUGGACAGUUCCUUACGUCAGGACAUGACCAAUCUCUGCGAUUCUCCAGACGUGAAUUUGCCACCAGAUUAUGGACCAGUCGACCCUUAUUCUAAAGGAUUGACGAUGCUCUAUUGCUUCAAAGCCGGCGCAGGACCUGGUGAAUCUACCGGUUUAGCAGCUCCCAUUAAUCGCUGGUGCAUGAUCAAUGAACUUCAAUCCCAAACUGAUCAGAAUAUGGCUGGUAAAAGAUACGAAAGUACCAGGACCGAGUUCGUUUCCUGGGCCGGCCCCGCAGCGUCCUAUCGACCAGGGCACGAAAAGACCGGCCCGUCCGACAAACAAAGUUUCCGUCCUGGGAGGCCUAUUGCUAUGAGAAGUCUCAUGGCAGGUUGA
Molecule: messenger RNA, 453 nt
Organism: Aspergillus luchuensis
Lineage: Eukaryota; Fungi; Ascomycota; Eurotiomycetes; Eurotiales; Aspergillaceae
Exons: 1
Coding region: 1-453 (150 amino acids)
Source: RefSeq, a predicted model, not a curated record